AAUCAUCCCAUAUUUUUUAGAGUAAUAUAUUGAGAGAGUUCUCCCAUCUUUUGUCUUCCUUGUCUUUCUUUGCUUGCUUGUGAGUUUGAGAGAAGGCUGCUUAGUUCUCUAACGGAAUUGAGAGCUAAGGCCGCACGACCAAGAGUAAGGUCGUGACAAGUGGUAUCAUAACCUGGUUUGGCUUGGUGCUAGCAAAGAAGAAGAAAAGUCAAACGAAAAGGAGGAGCCUAACAAAACAUUUCGGGAUCAGAAGUCGAUACUGGUGACAACAAGAAACCUGGAAGACAUCCCAUGAAGAGCUUGAGGCCAAAGGGGACUUCUAGCACUCGUGAUCCUGUACAUACUCUAGAGAAAACCGACUCUAAAGUGGAUGUGAAGGUGGCUAAAGAUGUCACCGAAGUUGAGGAGUUGGGAGCUAACUUCACCCAAAUCCAAGGUGAUAUUCAAGAUUUGGGGGCUCGAUUGGCAAGCUUGGAGAUCGGAUAUGAAGGGUUGCGUGAAGAGCUUGUGGCCCUCAUCAACAACAGCAUCUCUACCUCAAUGAACAACGCAAUUGAAGUAGGGAAGGAGACUGUUCAGGCCAUCAUGAAGGAGGAGAUUGGAGACCUCAAGUGUGAGGUUACUCUUGUGAAGUGGGCCAUGGCUAACGGACAUGCCGCGGUGCAAGCCACCUCAACCAUGGAGAUUCCAAGACCAAAGUGCUUGAAAGGGUCGAUGAAUGCAAGGGAGUUAGGGAACUUCCUAUGGAGCUUGGAGCAAUACUUCAAAGCUUUGGGUAUUCGAGAUGAGAAUACCAAGGUAAAAACUGCACCUCUUUAUUUGAGUGAUGUUGAUAUGUUGUGGUGGAGAAGAACCCAAUGCGAUAUCAGUAAAGGGACGUGCGUGAUGUUUUGAUAGAAUGAAUAUAGCUAUCAUUGAAAUGAGCUUUUCUAGAGGCGCAAUGUCAAAAUUCUACCAAUACUAGUCCAAUAACAAAUACUCUGAUUUAUAAAAAGAACCAACAAAGUGAUCAUAUAAAACCAAACAAUUGUUUCUCUGUCCACACUUCUACUAGCAAUGUUCGAACGAGGACUAGGACCACGAACUUAAUUUCCUUCCUUUGGCUACUAUGUUGCUCCAUCAAACACCUUGUAUCGACAUGCCCUGCAACACAAGGAAUUAUCCUAUGCAGAUUUCUACUUGACCAACCAGAAAGAUGCAUAACUCAUUCUGCUCGCGGGACACAUGCAUAAAUCUCGAACCUUGAA
Linum trigynum is the source of this 1247-nucleotide messenger RNA. The record is from the annotation of a GenBank genome assembly. Lineage: Eukaryota; Viridiplantae; Streptophyta; Magnoliopsida; Malpighiales; Linaceae.